Gadus chalcogrammus (walleye pollock) is the source of this 1549-nucleotide messenger RNA. RefSeq names its product NSE2 (MMS21) homolog, SMC5-SMC6 complex SUMO ligase (gene nsmce2). Gene Ontology annotation, cellular component: nucleus; Smc5-Smc6 complex. Gene Ontology annotation, molecular function: SUMO ligase activity; zinc ion binding. The coding region runs from base 611 to 1288 and encodes 225 amino acids. Gene Ontology annotation, biological process: double-strand break repair via homologous recombination; protein sumoylation. The transcript has 6 exons. NCBI's taxonomy places the organism in Eukaryota, Metazoa, Chordata, Actinopteri, Gadiformes, Gadidae. The record is from RefSeq and is a predicted model, not a curated record.
AAUGUCAACAAUUUAUUUGGGAUUUAACAAAGAAAAUGUAACAUUCAAAAUUAGUUUAAAAAAAACUUGAACAAGGAAAUGUAACAUUCAACAUCAAUACAACCUCCAGCUUUCCUCGUGAGUGCCCGGUUUGUUUACAUGAUGUGGGCGCAUCUGUCUGCGUCACACAAAUACCCGGCGGAUUUACUGACGCAAAUGACGUUUAGAAAUGUUCAGCGUAGUGUCCGAAUUCACGUUCCCUAUUCCCUAUAUAGUGCACUAUAUCAUGUACACUAUAUAGGGAAUAGGGAACGAGUGUAUAGGGAACGUUUUCGAACACAGCUCUACUGUGAAACGUACAACCCGGAAGUGCAUGCCGUUCUAUUUCCCCGGGUGUUCUACAUUCACGACUGCUUCCGAGUUCAAUCAAAAGUUGGUCAAGUCUUUCAAUUCUCGAUAUAUUUUAAUUUUUUGAAUAUGACACAGAUAUUCACAUUAAUAACACACAGCAAAAUCGGAUUCCGUGGUUAACGUGAAAGCUUAUGCUAAUAUCGACCAUAUCAUCGUAAGACGCAUCCUUGUCGUUCGAAGUCAGUAAAACCCCCAAACUGCUGGAGUCUCUCAAAACCUUAUGUCGUUCAGCGCGGUCCAAGCGGCUCUAUCAGGGCUUAGGUCAUGCCAGGAGGAUGUCGGGACCAAUAUGGACAUGUUGACAUAUGUGGCCAUGGACCUGGUGGAGUCCCACGAGACGGAGCACAGCAGCAGCUUGGAGACGCUCCAGGCCAUGAUCCUGGAGAGUGCCGAGCUGGAACGAGAGAUUAACUGCUUCUCGAACAUAGUUGAGCAUCUGAACUCGGAGGUCAGCCAACUGCCGCCUGAGGCCUUGUUCAGCCUGUCGGAUCGCGUGAAGGAGCAGUAUGAAGCCAAGAGGGCCUCCCUGUCCAAGGCAGAGCUGCACAACCAUCAGAAGGUGAUUGCCUUCAAAGAGGGGGUUGGCAGCGCUCUCCAGCCAGAGAAUGGAGAGGAGGCAGAGAACCAGGAUGAGGACAUCGCUGUGACACAGAGAUUCGUCAACUUCACCUGCCCGCUCACACAGGUGGAGAUGGAGAAUCCCAUGAAGAACAAAGUGUGUAACCACCACUACGAUGAGGGGGCUAUUCUGGCCAUGAUCAAAGCAAGGCACAAGCAGCACAAGAAAUUCCGUUGUCCGGUGGUGGGCUGCGGGAACAUCAACGUGAUCCAGGCAGACCUGGUCCCAGACCUGUUUCUCAAGAGGAGGAUCCAGAAAAGAAACGCUAGCCAGGUGUAGCGGAACCCGUCUGUUGGACAAGAAAAGUUAGUUAUGUUUUAUACUUGUUGAUUUGUUAAUAUACACUGUUCAUUUACAGAACUGGGUCUUAAUUUGAUAUAGUUGGCAGUAUUGAUUCUACGUCUAGUAGUUUUCAUGUCAACGUGCAGUACACUUGGAGAACCACAGGGAGGCGGUCUUUGAAUUUGAAUUUUCUUUGUUCCUUUGAAUAAAAGCCUGUUGGAAAAGCCGAUGGAAGUGGAAAUUCAAUUGAUUUGAGUG